ACUAAAUUUUCACACGACAAAACCCUUUCUCAUCUUCUCAUUAUUAAUCACUGAAACGCCUCUCAAAUUCAAUGGCUUUCAACAUGAGAAAAAAUCUACUUACGUUUGCUCUUCUGGGACUUUUUUCCUUGGCUAUUGUUCCUAAAAAUGUCAUGUCCCAAAACUGUGACUGUGCUCCCAACUUGUGUUGCAGUCAGUUUGGUUACUGUGGCACCGGCGAAGCCUACUGUGGAUUGGGGUGUAAGGGGGGUCCUUGCACCUCGACGCCAUCGACACCGUCACCUACACCAACCGGUGGUGGUUCAGUUGCCAGUAUUGUUACGGCUGAUUUCUUUGAUGGGAUAAAGAAUCAAGCUGCUGCAAGCUGUGCUGGAAAGAGCUUCUACACAAGAGAUGGAUUUCUUAAUGCAGCCAAUUCGUUUCCUCAGUUUGGAUCAGGCUCUGCCGACGAAUCCAAGCGUGAGAUUGCUGCAUUUUUUGCCCACGUUACUCAUGAAACUGGACAUUUAUGCUACACCGAAGAGAUUGACAAGUCAAAUGCCUACUGUGACCAAUCAAACACACAGUACCCAUGUGUCCCCGGAAAGAAGUAUUACGGGCGUGGACCGAUGCAGCUCACCUGGAACUACAACUACGGUGCCUGUGGAACAGCCGUCGGGUUCGAUGGACUCAACGCUCCCGAAACAGUGUCUAAUGACCCUGCUGUCUCCUUUAAGGCUGCCUUGUGGUUCUGGAUGACCAAUGUUCACUCAGUCAUGAACCAAGGCUUUGGGGCUACCAUUCAGAAAAUUAAUGGCGCUCUUGAAUGCGGUGGAAAGCAACCUGAUAAAGUUAAUGCUCGUAUUGGUUAUUACACUGAUUAUUGCCAGAAAUUUGGUGUUGAUCCCGGCCAGAAUUUGUCCUGCUAGAUGAUUCAAUUUCAGAAUUUGUACUGUUAUUUUAUAUGCUUUGCAGCGAAAUAAUGUUCUUGUUUCAUAAAGUUGUUCAAUAGAACAACUUAUUUGAGUGAACAUCUGUUGGAGUUCUGUUACUCGAACGAAAUAAAUGAAACAAAGAGAAAUUAUGAA
Molecule: messenger RNA, 1067 nt
Organism: Mangifera indica (mango)
Lineage: Eukaryota; Viridiplantae; Streptophyta; Magnoliopsida; Sapindales; Anacardiaceae
Product: endochitinase At2g43590-like
Exons: 2
Coding region: 72-908 (278 amino acids)
Biological process (GO): chitin catabolic process; cell wall macromolecule catabolic process; carbohydrate metabolic process
Molecular function (GO): chitin binding; chitinase activity
Source: RefSeq, a predicted model, not a curated record